Messenger RNA from Chaetomium fimeti, 186 nucleotides. RefSeq lists its product as uncharacterized. The transcript is spliced from 2 exons. The record is from RefSeq and is a predicted model, not a curated record. Lineage: Eukaryota; Fungi; Ascomycota; Sordariomycetes; Sordariales; Chaetomiaceae. The coding region runs from base 1 to 186 and encodes 61 amino acids.
AUGGCCCACACCUGCCACCACGUCGCCCUCUCCUUCGCCACCUUCUGCGGCCCGGCCUCGCUGAUCCAGAACCCCUGCGGCGAGCGCCACAUCUGGCAGACCAUUGCCGUCGGCGAGCCCUGCGAGGACUGCAAGCCUGUUGGGAGCAGCAGCGGGGGGGCGUACCAGGCUUAUGUUGGGCGGUGA